AUGAUUAGGCCAGAUUAAAAUAGAUAGUUAUCAAACGAUUAAAGAGGUAGAAAUGUGCAAAAUAACCAAUAAAAACAAAAUACCUUUUAGUAGAAUAUAAUGGAAAGCAAUUAAGCUUAAGAAUAUGAUAGUUAAAUGGACUUAUAAAAAUAACAAUAAUUACAGCUAAUGAGAGACUAACUGCAAUUUAAAUAUAAAAAUAUUUUAGAUAAUUAUUACUCUUAAAAGAUAAAGCUCAAUGAAUAGGUUCAAAAGGAAUUUAAUGAAUUGUCUCAAAUACUUGAAAUGCCUAUGGAAAGCCUCAUUUCAGCGAUUAGGAAUAUUUAAUGCUAACAAAGUCCUACUUUAGAAAAGCAAAAAGUACCUCAUUUUUUAAGAGAAAUCGUAGUCUAAGAUGUUGAUUAAUAAAAUAAUUUGCUUCAAAGCAAUAAGUAAGAAGAACCUUAAAACUAACUAGCUUAAAGUAGUUAAAAUUAGUCUCAACAAAAUAUAUAAAUUAGCAAAUUUGAACAAGGAGAUAAAUUUAGUAUUCAAUCAAAUAAUCAAUUAUAAACAGGAAUAAAAAUAAAUGAAGAGAAAGAUAAUUAUUCAUUUAAUUAAUAGCAAUAACAACAGCAACAAUAAAAUGCUUUUUAGCAAAAUAGCGUUGGUAAUAGCUAAAAAAGUUCUUAAUAUUUACAAAAUUCAGCAUCAUUUAGUCAGAAAUAGAUGGGUUACAAUAAUAAUAGAUUUCUUUCUGAUAACCCAGAAUUGAUGAUUGGAGGUGAUUAAAUUUAAUAAUAUGCGGAUUAAAAUAAUAACAAAGAAGAUUUAUUUCCAUCAAAAACUAAUGACAUCUUACAAGAAAGUUAAGAGUUCUUUUCUAAGGCAAGUUAAAGCAAAUAAAAUUUCUUUCUUCAUGGCUUUGAAGAAAUAGAUUAAUUAAUUUAAUAAAACAAAGAAUCUAAAAUUUCAGAAAAUUAACUGCAAAAAGAGAGAAUUGAUCUUCCAUAUAAAGAAUUAAAUAGUAAAUAAAGUAAUGAAUAAAGAAACUAGGGAUAAAAUGUUUAGAUGGCUCCAUCCUCUUUGUAGAUAAUCAAAUAAUUAUAAAUUUCUCCUUUUUCUCAGAUGAGAUAAAGCUAUGAAUAACAGUCAUAUGCAUAAUAAAAUCAAAAGAGGAAAGAAUAAUUAGGUAGGAGAUAUAAUACUAAUUCAUCAAGAGAUGAGUAGACAUUGAUGGAGUUGAAUAAAAUUUAAUAAACUUAGUAAUUAAGAGACGAUUCUGAAGAAACAAGAUAGCAGAACAAAUAGCUUAGAGUCCUUUAAUUACUUUCCAAGAGUAGCCCUGAACGGUAGUAUCAAUUUAUCUAAGAAAAGUAGAGGUAUUUAUAAAAUGAAGAUUUUAAUGAAAGAGGGAUUAGAUAGAGUUCUAAAGAUUCAGAUAAUUCUGAUAAUUUUGCUCUUUCUAAGAAAAUAAUUAAUCUUUAACCAACAAAUUCUCUGAGCCCCGAAUAAACAAUACAAAGUUUCUAAGAAUCACCAAUCAAUUAUAAGUCACCAAAAGGAUAUUUAGCUUUGAAUGAAGAAUUUUCCAAAUCAAUAAGUAGCUAAAAGAGUCCUUUAAAUUUAAGUAAAAGUGCCUUUUAAUUUCCUUAGUCGACCAAAAGUGUAGCAGAAAAAAGCUAAUAAUAAUAGUAAUUUUUUAGUUAGCAAAAGAAAACUUUAUAGUUAAUUGAAAGCCAUUAAGAAUUAGAUGAACUUAGAAAGAAUAUUGAGGAUUUAAAUAUAGAAAUAUGCAACAAAGAUCUAGAAAUCAUUGAUUUAAGCACUAAGCUAAGAGAUUAUAAAAAUUAACAACUUAAUUUAGCUCUAAAAUCAUAGAAAGAAUAAAAAGAGUUUGAUUCAGUUAAGCUAUCACUAUUAGAGACAAAAAAUUAUUUGAAUUCAUAAAUUAAAGAAUAUUUAUAAGUCUUGCAAGAAAUUCAGGCAUGCGAAAAUAGCACAUAUUCUAUUAAAUCAAAAGCUGCCAAAUAAGUAAGAAACAGUUAGCUUUUAACAGAAAAGAACCUCUAAUCAGCUCUAAAAAGUAGUGCUAGAUUAAGCAAAGGAGAAGUAUCUGUAUUAGAUAAAUUGAAUAACUCUAAGGAUGAAGUUAAUUUAAAAAUAGAAAUUUAAAAUAAAACAAAGCUAGGUGGGAUGCCUUCUUCUUCCACAUUUUCAGAUAGCAAAGCAAAUAAUAAUAAAUCCAUUUUAGAAGACGAAGAAGAAGACUAACUUUCAGAACAACAAUCAAUAGAUUUGAAUAAGAAUUCAUUAGAAUAAGAUGAAAUCAUAUCUAAUUAAAUACUUGAAGAAAACGAAUCUUAUUUUAUGCAGUACAUUUAGACUCAGAAAUUAUUAAACUAGCGUUUGGCUUCUCUCUAAAUUAAUGAACCUCAUAAAAUAAAAAUAUAGCAAUUUUAGUAGGAUAUUUAAAGUUUAAAGCAAGAAAAUCAAAGACUGCAAGAGUAGAUAAAUCAAAUGUCUGGAAUUUUAAGUGGAAUUAACAGCAUGGAGUAAUAACAAAAAGAUAUUGACUAAUAUUUGGAGAAAUUAGAUUAAGAAAAAAAGAGUUUAGAACUCACUUUGGAUGAAUUUAAUAGACGUGUCUCUAAGAAGAAAAGUGAACUAAGUAAAGCUAAAGAGUAGCUAUAUCAACAGCUUAACUAGAUUAAAUCUAAAAAAGAAGAAACGGCCUUAGAACACAAUUAAAUAAUAUCAAAGAAUUAAAUUUAAAUUCAAGAGCUUUAGAAGAAAAAAAAUUAGCUAAACUAAAAACUUGAAGCAGAGUUAAAUUAAAUGAGAAAGGAGUUAAGAUCGAAGGUGAGCCUGAAUAAUUUUGAGAAGACUAACUUGGAAAAUGAUAUUAAAAAGAAAUAAGAAGUUUUAAAUUUGUUUGCUUAAAAAUAAUAAGUUUCUAUAAAACCUUAAACAGAGAAACUUUAGUAAGAAUUACAGAUUUUAUAGCAAACUAACAAGUUGCUUAAAAAAGAUAUAUAAAAUAAGAAAAUUCAAUUAGAGAAUACUCUUGAAGAAAACGAUGAUUUUGAAGAAAUAGAUGAUUAAAAUUUAGAUUCCUCAGAUUAUCAAAAUGAGUUAUUGAAAGAAAAAUUGAUCUAAAAAAAAUUAAAAUAAGAAUUAAAAUAGUAAAAAGAAAAAUUGGAACAAGAAAAAAGCUUUUCUAAUGCAUAAAAUGAAGAGUUUGUUAUUCAAACAGAAUAAAAAUUAAAAUAUCAUAAUGGCUUAAAAGCACAAAUAUCUAAAUUAUAAUAAGAAUUAGAGUAACUUUAAACAAAGAGAGAUUAGUGCUUGUAAGUAUAGCAAAAUAUAGAGCUUACAAUAAAUAAUUCAAAGGGAGAUAUAAAUUCACAUGAAUAGUUAAGCAAAGAAAUUAAAUAAGUUUAAGAAAGCAAUCAAAUUAUUAAAAACAAAAUCAACCAAUUAAAUACAGUCCUUUUAAGUAAAAAAAGCUUAGCAGCUAAACAAGAAGAUGAAAUUAAUAAGCAAUUAAAAGAUUCCUUAUAAGAAUCGAUUAUGUAAAUGUCUGAUUUGAAUAUGCAAGAAUAGGAUUUAAUUUAGUAAAGAAAAGAAUUGAAAAAUCAACUUCAAAACUGA
Messenger RNA from Tetrahymena thermophila SB210, 3633 nucleotides. RefSeq lists its product as hypothetical. Lineage: Eukaryota; Ciliophora; Oligohymenophorea; Hymenostomatida; Tetrahymenidae. The transcript is spliced from 2 exons. The record is from RefSeq and is a predicted model, not a curated record.